Molecule: messenger RNA, 3233 nt
Organism: Trichechus manatus latirostris (Florida manatee)
Lineage: Eukaryota; Metazoa; Chordata; Mammalia; Sirenia; Trichechidae
Gene: CUNH17orf58
Product: chromosome unknown C17orf58 homolog
Exons: 2
Coding region: 234-524 (96 amino acids)
Source: RefSeq, a predicted model, not a curated record
AGAGAAACCCACCCACAGGGGCGGCCCUACGGGCCACAGACCCGUUUGGGCCAUUUCCUGAUUUGUUAAAAACGCCCUAAAGAAUGAGCGAAAAGAAUCAGUAUUAUGCUUUUCUCUGAACGUUUUGUUUGUGUUUUGAAGUAGCAGUGAACGGAAUCGUGCAUGAUGUGGACGUGCUCGGCGAAGGGAUCCGGCUGGUGACUCUGCUGGUGGACCGUGACGGGCUGUACAAGAUGAGCCGCCUGUACAUCACUCCUGACGGAUUUUUCUUCCGCGUUCACAUACUGGCCUUAGACUCCUCCAGUUGCAAUAAGCCAUGUCCAGAAUUUAAACCUGGCAGCAGGUAUAUUGUGAUGGGCCACAUCUACCGUAAGAGACGGCAGCUCCCUACAACUUUGCUCCGGGUCCUGAGAGGGCGUGUCCGACCAGGAGAUGGACUGCUUAGGAGCAGCAGCUAUGUGAAAAGAUUUAACAGAAAAAGGGAUGGUCAAGUUCAAGGUGCAGUUCACACUCAAUGUACUUGAAACGUACCAUCCUGGCAUUUCUGGAUCUGAGGAGAUUUGGAAUUCAUCAACAAGGCAUGAAAGGUUCUACCUUCGUGUAAUGGGGUCUUCCUUUAGAAUAGGGCCCACAGCUCCUAUAUGAACUACUUGUAUAGUUCCACCUCUAAUCUUGAAGCUGCCAUUUUCUUAUUUACAAAAUGCUUUUGAAAUGUUCCGCUUCUGAGCUCAGUGGCAAAGCUGUUCAACUGUAGUGCCAGAUGGUGAUUCACACAGCUCAGAUAACUCACCUGUCCUGUUAACAGACCACUGCUUCAUGUUCAGUUUAUUUUUAAUUUAAAUACACUCUCCAGUAGAAAUAGUUCACAAAAAAAUUUCCUUGAAUUUAAAUACAGUUUUGAAUAGUUUGUAUCACAUAUCAAACCAAAUAUUAGUCAAACAAUCACAUUUUAAUUCUGUACAUAACAGUAAAUGCAGUCGUUGAAGGCAUUUAUGUAUGAAAUGUUAUUUAGAUCUGACACUAGAGUUAGAGCCCAGGAUAAGUAUUAAAAUUUCACAUUUAAAGAAUACUAAAGGACUUAAUUUGAGCAACACAAACAAGUAUUCCAGAUAUGCCCAAAUAUAAAAGUUUAUUUUCAUACCUCCCUGCUCCUAAUAACUUAUGUUUUGUGUCAGACUGGCAGCUAUCCCAGUGCUAAAGGUAUUCUGGGUGUAUUUGAUGUCAUUUUUCUAUUAAGACUUAAGUAUCGUGUGUGUUUGUGAAGCAGUAAAUCUUGCCUUGAAAUCAGAUCUUGGAUGCACCUGGUUUUUUAGUCUCACUGAACCCCAAAGGUUUGGGAAAAAGCCUUUCUUAAACUUACUCCAAAAAAUCCUGGAACCAAUAUUCAUCAAUGACAGCUCACAAGCACGUGAAUGUUAAACAUUUGGUUUGAAAAAGCUUGAAUCACUAGCUGGAGUUAACAUUGAUUUUAUACUUGAGCCCAGAGAAAUUACAAUGUUUUUCAGAAGAUCAAGCUGUUAUUGUGGUUAAUUUGAAGUGCUGUGAAUAGAGACACCGAUAAGCCGUGGCUGAAGAUUAAUGCCUAAAGAGCGAUAAAAAGGAACUACACUGAAGAGAGGAAAACAGCCUAUUUGGUCUCAAAGGUGACACACUCAGGGAGCUCAAGAUGUGUCUUUAAUGGCACACAAAAUCUUUAAGGGCCACAGAGAGGCACUGUGUAUCUAAAGGAUGUCCAAGACAGGACAAUAGAGGAUGCACGGGGACAUGUGUAGCAAGAGCAUAAGACAGAAGGUUUAAUUGUGAUGGGAGAUACACCUUAUUUGUCCCAAACACGGGGCAUAGAGAUAAAGUUGAGAGGUUCUGACUAUUCUGUGGCAAAGCAUUCCUGAAGGAUUUUUUGAGAAUUUUCCAACAAUGAGUGUUGGCCAAAUUACUAGAAGCACUGCUAAGUUAUUUUUCUUUAAGAUAAAACUAAUUCAGAUAUAAGGUAGCACCAGUCACAAAAAUCAAAGCUGAAUUUUAAAAUGUCAAAAGGCUACAUGGUGAUCUUGAAUAACAUGGUAACAUGGUGAGGAAAAUUACUAAAUGGCCAAAUAGAUAAGUUAUUAAGUGGAUGGGCAGUUGUUAAAACAUGAAGUUAUAAAUAGCUCUGGUUUAAGAGGAGGAAAAUCACUUUUACAUAAACCUGAAGGUUUGAGUUAGACUGAUUUGAUAGUAGUUUCUGAGAAAUUUUGGAAACACACAAAAAGGGCCAGAGCUGUUUGAGAUUUGUGAUACUUGGAAGUCAUAGAGUGUGAUGCUUGGAAGUCAGAGUUAAUACGUACACUCCAGCAAACACAAGCAGGCCAGCGUUUUAGAAACUGCCUGGAUAAAAUUAAGGGAGUGAAUACCAGACUGGUAAUUCCAGGUGAGGCAAAAAAGGCUAAGAAUCUCCCUCCAUUACUUGGUACCUUGGAUACAAUCUUUAAUUUUAUGGAAAUUAGCAAAUUCAUUAUUCUAAUACUUUUGUCUGAUUGAUAGAUUUCUCUUAGCAAGUGGGUUUAUGCUCCAAAGACAAAAGGGCCCUUUGUGCCUAUGUGCACACAUAGUCCCUCAUCAAUAAAAUACUCAGUUGCCUUCAAGAGUAACUCAAUAGCAUCCCUCCUUCAAAUUGUUACUUUAGAAUUCAAGGACAAAGUACUCUUCUUUUGGUAGCAAAAGACACCUUUUUUUGGUACUAGCUUUUUACGAUAGUCCUUUAAAGAUCACAUUAUUUGGCACUGUUUAUCUUUCUCUUAAAUUCAUUUUUAAGGUUGAUCAAACACAUGUAUAGCAAACACCUAAAAACUGACCUGCUGCCAACAAUGAAUAAAUUCAAUUUUAGGACAUAUUUGAGCAAGUUACAGAUAAAUAAAGCAGGACUUUAUCAUUCUAAAACAUAGCAUAUUUCUUUCGUUGAAUUUGGUCCAAACUGGAUCAAAUGGUGUGAUCUUUUGAGAAACGUCUUAUUCUAAAGGAGCCCUGGUGGCACAGGUUAAAGCACUUGGAUGUUGAAGGGUUGAUGGUUAGAACCCACCAGCAGCUCCAUGGGAGAAGAUGUGGCAGCCUGCUUCCGUAAAGAUUACAGCUUUGGAAACCCUAUGGGGCAGUUCUACCCUGAGUGGGAAUCAACUCGACAGCAAUGGGUGGAUCUUAUUCUAAGUACCUAGAAGCACCUAAGAGUAUUUCAAAUUAUUAAAAAUACUUCUCAGCUG